UUCGUGGGGUAUAAUCUCGAAUCUCGUUCCUCGAGCGGUAGCGACAGCAGCAGCAGAAGCAGCACUCUCUGUUCGGGUUCGCGUAAUACCGCGUCUCGUAGUUAUAGUACGGUUCUUGUGUAGUGCGGUCGACAUCGAAGACGACAACGACGACGACGGCUGGCGAGUGUUGGCGCGCGCGACCUUUUUUCCGAGUUUUGAACUUUACGUUCCGGGAGUUGCCGCGUGCAGUUCUACGGUUCCCCUGGAAGACGAAUGACGGAUGUCCGCCGUUCCAGCAGUUAGAGUGUUCUUGUUAGUUGAGACUUGUGAUGGUGAUAUGUGCUCGUCGAUUCUAACCGGUCGAAUGAUAGUGCGGAAGAUUUCCUGGUACCAAAGCAGAAGACUAUCCCAGUACGAAGAUCAACUCCGUUUCAGUUAUGUCAGCUGUUUUGUCAGAAUGUAAUGUGAUGUGAGCUAUUUCAUGUGAUGGAUUUUCCCACUGGCCUUAGUUAUGAUUUGUGUUGACGAUUUGAAGGCACAGCUUACUGAACUGUGAUCGGAACGCCCAGAGACAUUUCAAAUCGGAGAAGAUCGCGUGUGGUGCAUUUUUCUGUUGCUUCUUUUUUCUGAUUCCCGUUCAUUCCACGUUCGUAAAUGCGCGGAUUUUCAUUGGCGGCAGUGGAAGAAAAAACACCAAAUAGCGAGUGACAGACGGGUGACGCAGGUUCUUCGAUGCAAAAUUGUUUGUGACGACGACGUGAAGAUGCUGGUGGUAAUCGUCGCCAAGUAGCUGAAAAGCAGAGAGCAACGAAUGUGGUGAAAAUUUCUUUUCAAAUAUAUCGCGAAUUCAUCUUCUACUCUCACAUAGCUCGACAGAAGCUAAUCAAAUUGAGAAGCCGAUGUUCAAAGAACCUACAUUCUCCAGCAUACCGUAACAGUGUAAUAGCUCAUAAUUUAGUGGAAGCGUAAAUAAAAUCCGUGGUGCGUAUUUUAUGUGACAGGCAUUGGUAUUUUUGCAUUUUGACUGGCGAGGAAAAUACAAACAGAGUUACUUCCGUAAGAAUCAAAUAAUAAAGUCACGGACACUUUUGACGGAAGUCCAGCAAUUGGAUUAAUGACAUAAAAAUAGCUCACGUGGUACGCUAUGUAGGUACUGGGGUCUAAUAUUCUUCCAGUCCGGUUCUUAUGGAAGGGGAAAUCAGUUAAUAAGUUGUGAAGAUUUCGUUCCGGGUGCAGUGUUAGACGACCUUGCAUGGCGAUGGAGAUAUGGAAGAUCAAACUGUUCCGGUUCGGCGAAUUUGAUUAAUACUAUAAGGUAAAGUCGCACGCACCGUCGAGUUGAAUGAAAAUCAGCGACCAAAUACAGUUCGAAAAACUGGAGCACAGCGGGGGAAGAAGAUGUUGCCGCCGGUUUGCCAAGUUGCGACCUGUGAAAAUGAGCGUUCCAUCGUCGUCAGUCGCGGCAGGGCUAAAAUUAGACAGUGGCAUAAAUUAUGUAAAGUGUGCGGCUGCAGUCCAAAAUAACGCGUCGAUCGAGCCAAUUUAUCGCCCGAACUGCAAAUCCCACAGUCGAGCGCCAGUUUUGCUGGAGAACUCGCUCGAUAGUAGCAGCAACAACGGUAGCAUUAGCAUAAGUGGUCCCAGUGGUGACGACCUACUACAACAAGUACAGCAGAAGCGGCAGCAGUAUCCAGAAAACUACAACAGCAGUCCCCAAAGUAGACCUCGGGGUCGUCGUCGCGGACGUCGACGGCCAAAGUGUGUCUGGAUGUGGCGGCGCUGGUUCAACUCCCUUCCUUCCUUGGUUUCCUCUCUUCUAGUUUCCGUUCCCGCCAAACCAUCCAUCCAUUCGUCACAGCUGCGAGCGCAGCAAAAGAGAUGCAAAUCCCAGAACUCCUACCGCCAAAUUGGAGGCUGUAGCACCGGCAGCGGCAUCAUCGUUAGCGGCAGUGUUGCUAGAAAUGUGCUAGAAGAAAAAGAAGAAGAAGAAGAAAAUGGUAAUCCCAGUGCGUUGAUGGGUGAUAGUGAUUGUGAAAGUAGUGAUUAUAGCAGCAGCAGUGUCCGCAGCAGAAGGCAGCGAUGGAAGCGGUCAGCGGCGCGGAGUUGUCACCAAUCGUCGACAACAUCGGUGCUGGGCCGUAUCCUCGGUGGCAUCGAUGUGAAGUUGGUGCUGGUGAUUAUGGUGCUAAUUGGCGUUAUUGAUUACUCGGAAGCCGGAACCUGCUGGCUGCGACGGAUGGAGAGCACCGGCAAAUGCAACAAGUUGUUCGCUCGCAACGUUUCCCGGGAAAACUGCUGCCAUGCCGGCACUGGUCUGGGGUACAGCGACCGGGACAUUACUGACGUGCAGCUGUUCUUCGUGAAUGCCUUCAAAGACGGGAUGGAUUGUGCGUCUUGUUUGGCGAAUGGUUUAUCUCUAUCCACAGAUAGCUGUGAGAAGGCGAUGUGCGGAGUCAACAAGCGCUGCGUCAUGAAGAAAGGGCGACCGAAGUGUGUCUGCGCACCGAACUGCAAGGCCUCCAAACAGGGCAAACAGCUGCCGAAUCAGAACAUCAAAGUGAUCAAUCUGAGCGACAGUCAACGAAACCGAAGACAGUAUUUUUCAUCCGGACCGCGAGCUGCAGCCUCUCGGAUGGGACCACCUUCCUCAAGGUCCGGUGGUGGAUCCAACAACAAGCGUAGCGUCCGUCUAGUGAGCGAUGAACCAUCAUCCCGCCAGCAUCAUUCAAGAACUGUAAAAACUAGCCUAAGUGAGAAAACAUUAAGCCAAAGAAGUAGUAACGGUAAGGUAGCUAACUCUAAACAUAAGGAUAAUUUAUUGGAAACUGUGACAUUAGUAAAUAGUAGAAGCCGAGGGGAUGGUGGUUCUCAUAAGGCGAACCGCACCGAAAGGCUAUCCGAUCGAAUGGUACUGAUGGCGGACGGCCCGGUGCAAGUCAAUAGCUACGCUCGAAAGAGUCGAUCCGAGUCGAAACCAAUUCUGGUGACAAGCUCGAGUGCCAAUGUGCGCCACCGAAACCGAAAGGUCUCAUCGAAUGACUUCAACCAAACUCUAGAAGGGUCCUACCGACCCCAGAGCGAGUCAAAACAGCAACAUCACAGUCGAGACUUCGGGAAACCUCGGUUGUUGAGGCUUGAUCCGUCCGACAAGGAUAAUCGCACCGUUGACGCCCGGAUCAUUCGACGGCGACCUCCCUCACAUCUGGAAGAGAUGUUUUAUGUGCCAGCGAAUCGUCGAAGUCGAAUGCGUGUGCACGAUUUCGAUUUUGGCAAUGAGAUUACGCAACACGUAGGAUUCUACAAUCCAGUAUGCGGAACCGACGGUAAAACCUACAAAACCGAGUGUCAGCUGAAGAAGCGAGCAUGCCGGCAGGAGAGCACGACCCUAGUGAUGGCCUACAAAGGCCACUGUCAGACCUCCUGCCGGUUCGUUCAGUGUCCGGAUGGAAAACAUUGCGUCGAAGAUCAAAACGCCACGCCACACUGUGUGACCUGCACCAUGGACUGCCCGCCGGUGGAAUCGCGGUCAACGGCCAAAGCGGUCGUCUGCGGAACGGACGGGAACACCUAUCGGAACAUCUGCGAGCUGAAGCGGAAGGCCUGUCUCACCGGUCGGGCCAUUCCCGUUGCCUACCGGGGACGUUGCAUUGAGACCGCCACAUGCGAUACCAUCAAAUGCAAGGACCGACAGCAGUGUCUGACCGACCUGCAAACCCAUAAGCCCCGGUGCGUGAGCUGCAGCUACAAGUGCCCUCGCGCCAAGCGACUCCAGCAGACUCGGACCCGUCAGUUCGGCGGUAGCAAUGGCGACGGCCAGGGUCAGCACAAUCGACAGUCGCAGCUCCAUCAGCAGACGAAUAUCAAACUGUGUGGAACCAACAACCACACCUACCAUUCGUGGUGCCACAUGUUGCGAGACUCGUGCAACACCGGAUUCUACAUUGAUGUCCAGUACAACGGGGUAUGCAGCUUUGAUAGAAGAAUCUCAUCCUCUACCAUUUUGACGCAUUCGACCAACCCAUAGCACCGUCCAAUGCUACGCAAGUUGGGAACACUGGACGACUUGGAUCCCGCCGUUUGGCAACUGCUGGCUUGAAACUUAUACCAAAAAUUGAGCAAACAAAAAAAUUUCGCAGUAGUUGAUGUUUCAAAGAUGUAAAAAGUAGAUUUUAGCAUUCAGUGUCUAUAUUUAUGAAAUAGUUCCCUCGAAGUAAAGUCAUACAAAGGCACAUGAGUAAGAUAUCGUUGUAAAAAUAUUUCAUCGAUCGGUUUUAAUCUCCUAGUGGGUAGUGUUUGUGUAUAAAAUGAUCUGAUUGAAAUGGGAUUGUAUUGAGUACAUUAGGUGCCCAAGUGGCAACAUCUAUUUAUGUCCACUAUAAAAUAAAAAAUAGAGUAUCCCACUGAUAAGUCCUUAUUUAUUGCCUUCUAUAUUUAGGACAUCCCAUACCGUAGAUGAAUAGUGGCUCAGUAGCUUCAUUAUUUUUCUUUUCAUUUUCACAAAUUAUUUAUUAAAGUCUCCUCAGCGGGGCACUAUUUAUUAGAAGAGAAGAUUUCGAUGCGAAACGAACCAAAAAGUAACAGAUAAAUUUACAAAAGGAAAACAGUUUUAGGAUCUCUAAAAUUAGUCUAUUUAAACUACAACAAUCAACUCGGUGCUGUUCUCGAACUUGUCGAAAUAAAAACUUUAGGAUCUUUGGUAACGAAUCCAGACUUAUGCACUACAAAUUCCAUUCAUCGUUAUUGAGUAGACUAAUGUGUUAUGGUUAAUCAAUUUACUAACUGAAAUUGCACUGAAUAGAGUUUCCAAAAUUAGAGAUAAAAUUGAAGUUAAAUCAAACAACUUCCAGAUAAAUCUAGAUCCUGUUACUGUGCAGUUGUAAAAAGUACUAACUUAGGCAAUUUAGAAAGAGGUAACCUAAAUCUGUAUUAAACGAUUGACUGAUUUUAAUCUAAUGCAAAACAAAACAAACCUUGCGCUCAUAGCGGACGGCCGUGUAAACGGUCACAAAAUUUACCCACUUUUACACUAGCGAAAAUUCUAUUUACCUUUAUCUGAAAAAGGGUUAUGAGACUUAACAAAAUACAAGCACAUAUUUGACAGCAAUCUAAACAUGUGGAUUUAACCAGCAUUCAUUCAUAUUUACUGUUGAUCAAAAAACGGAACAAGGUUCUCAAAAGUAUUCUUCUUCCCCAGAGUUUGGGAUAAGUCAAUAAGUUUCAAUAACUCAAACUAUACUCCGUAGAAAACUUUGAAACAACUGGAAGGAACUAGCAAAUGCCCAUUGUUCAACCAUUAUAGUGAAUUGUACUGGUUUUAGCGAACAGACAUUGUAGCAUCCACAACAACAGCAACAGAGCAAGCAAAAAACUAGACGAAAAUAAAUGUUUAUUAAUGUUGAUACAAACA
This is a messenger RNA of Armigeres subalbatus, 5389 nucleotides long. RefSeq lists its product as uncharacterized. Gene Ontology annotation, biological process: anatomical structure development. Bases 1325 to 4006 code for a protein of 893 amino acids. Gene Ontology annotation, molecular function: extracellular matrix binding; protein binding; calcium ion binding. NCBI's taxonomy places the organism in Eukaryota, Metazoa, Arthropoda, Insecta, Diptera, Culicidae. The record is from RefSeq and is a predicted model, not a curated record. The transcript is spliced from 9 exons.